GUAUCUGCGGAGAGUGAAAUUGAAACCCUAACUAAAAUCUCAAAUUCCCAAUCACAGUAGGCAAAUUCUUUGUUUCUGAUUCUUCCUCUGAUUUAGAGUUAGGGUUUUGAUUUCGCUCCUCUCCCUAUCCUCCUAAAGUCCUAAAUUUCGGGUAAACUUCUCCGAGGGUUAGGGUUUUUGUCUGUGGAUAAAUAUGUAUGCAGAUCGGGUUGAGGCUGGAUCAAAACUAUCAAUAAGGGAGCGUCUCAAUGUCAAAUCCUCAGCUGACCCUCUUAGCAGGCGUCAAGUUUCUGGCAGGAGACAGAGGCAAGAUGACAAGUGGGAACACGAUCUUUAUGAUGAUGAUGAACCUCAAGUUUCAAGACGCAAUGUGGAUCCUCGAGAUCUUCGUUUGAAGCUUCAAAGGAAAAGUUUUAAGCAAGUAUCUCAAAGUGGAAAGAGAGGUGUGCGUGAUCUACGUGAAAUGCUAUCUGGGACAAUGAAUUCACAGCCAGUAAAUGUUGAUCCACCAAAGCCUAAACUGGAAGCUGCUAAACCAGCCAGGAAAAGUGUUGUGGUGGAAGCAUCUGAACAAGAACCUAAAAGAACUGCCACUGCAGCAGUGAGAAAAAGCGCUCAGGAAAAGGCUGAAACAUCAGUGGAGGGCUUCCUUCAGUCAUUGGGUCUUGAUAAAUAUGUGAUUACUUUUAAAGCAGAGGAAGUUGAUAUGUCAGCUCUUGUACACAUGACUGAUGAGGAUCUCAAAGCUUUAGGAAUGCCAAUGGGCCCAAGAAAAAAGAUACGCCUUGCAUUGGAAUCAAGAGGCUGACAUAUGGAGUCUUAGCAGGUGUUUUUGAGACUUGGAUCCUCACAGAGUAGCAGGGGCAUGUCUUCGGUGGAUAAGCUUGCAUGUAACAUUUUAUUCUUUAACUAUUUGGCUUCAUGGGCUAAGAUUUAUCUUGAUGUGAAACUGUUUAUUUUGUUUUGGAUGGGAGAAAAAAUCUUCAAUGAAGUUGCUGCCUUUUCCAUCGGAACCCUUCUUAUUCUUUUUCCCCCUUUGGAUUCACAUUAGUGGUUCAUCUUCAUAAAAUGAUUCAUUAUGAGAUACCCUUGAAAUAGGAAAACUCAAUAUACAUUACACUAUGGCCAAUAUACACAGACACACAUUGCACUUUAGUUCACUUAGCAUAUCACCUCUUUAAGUUCUGUAACAUUCCACUUCACAGAAUGCUUCCUCCAUUCAGUCUUCCAUUUGGCGAUUAAUAAAGUCAAAAUGUUUCACUCAAUCAGUUAAAAUGUUGGCACCCAUCAACUGUGAGAAAUAUUAGUGGUAUUUAAGAAUCAACAUUGGGCUGCAGCUCAAGAUAGUAGCAUGCAUUCCAAGUUCUUGUGUUUGCACUGCUAAUUCCCUGUUUCCUCUUGUGAUCUCUCUCUUUAUGACUUCCUAUGAUCUAUAUGAUCCAGUGAAAAGACUAUGCUACCAUUAUGUUCAGCCUCCACGCGAGGUACUAUGCCUUUUCCUGCCUGUAUUUUUUCAGUUCUCUUUGAGCUGCAAGCAGUACGUGCAUCGAAACUGGAAGAAACAAUGGCAGUGCAAGGAGAAGAGUAUAUUAUGUUAGAAUAAUCCUCAACUUUAAUC
Rubroshorea leprosula is the source of this 1618-nucleotide messenger RNA. Lineage: Eukaryota; Viridiplantae; Streptophyta; Magnoliopsida; Malvales; Dipterocarpaceae. The record is from the annotation of a GenBank genome assembly.